Molecule: messenger RNA, 1092 nt
Organism: Aethina tumida (small hive beetle)
Lineage: Eukaryota; Metazoa; Arthropoda; Insecta; Coleoptera; Nitidulidae
Gene: RFeSP
Product: cytochrome b-c1 complex subunit Rieske, mitochondrial
Exons: 2
Coding region: 83-877 (264 amino acids)
Biological process (GO): mitochondrial electron transport, ubiquinol to cytochrome c
Cellular component (GO): membrane
Molecular function (GO): quinol-cytochrome-c reductase activity; 2 iron, 2 sulfur cluster binding
Source: RefSeq, a predicted model, not a curated record
UGUCAAUUGGGUUAACUCCGGUGUGGAGUGCGUAUCUGUGUUUUAAAAGUUGUUGCAUAACGCCAACCAAUACUCGUUGAAAAUGAUAAAACCAACCACUUUUAAAGCUGUGAGCCAAGUGGUUAGCAACCAGCUGACUAUUAAUCCAGUGGCCGUUGCAUCUGUAAAAAAACCAGUGUGCAAAAUUCCACCUUUCCCCACCUCAACUGUUUUGCUUAGUAAAGCCCUCCCUACAGGAAACAUCGCGGUAAGCACUGGCCCUGCUGUGAGUACCCAAAUACGUUUGGCCCAUACCGAUAUCAAUGUGCCAGAUUGGAGCAACUACAGAAGAGAUGCAGUCAAAUCUCCAACUGCAAAAUCCAGUGAGAGCGAACAAAGCAGGAAGAACUUCACAUACUUGUUGGCUGGGGGCUUAAGUGUUGGUGGCGCCUAUGCUGCUAAAUCAGUUGUUACCCAAUUCGUCAGCACCAUGAGUGCAUCAGCAGAUGUAUUGGCUUUGGCUAAGAUUGAAAUCAAAUUGGAUGCAAUUCCAGAAGGAAAAUCUGUUACCUUUAAAUGGAGAGGUAAACCCUUGUUUAUCAGACACAGAACAGCCAGUGAAAUUUCUGCUGAACAAUCUGUGGCUGUGGCAAACCUUCGCCAUCCUCAACAUGACAAUGAAAGAGUAAAGAAUCCAGAGUGGUUGGUCGUUUUGGGUGUAUGCACUCAUUUGGGUUGUGUCCCAAUUGCUAAUGCAGGCGAUUUUGGUGGUUACUAUUGCCCAUGUCAUGGUUCCCAUUAUGAUGCGUCCGGUCGUAUUCGUAAAGGACCUGCUCCACUUAACUUGGAAGUACCAGAGUACACCUUCCCUGAAGAUAACCUCUUGGUUGUAGGUUAAACCCAAUUCUGCACUAAUUCAUACUUUUAGAAAAUGGUUAUUGUAACAACAAUAUUGUGUAUAUAACAGUUAUUAAAUAAUUAAUUUAAAACACUGUGUUAUAUAAAACAAACCCUAAUGGAUAGUUUUAAUGGCCAAAAUCAUUAUUUAAUAAAUCAUAUUAUUGUUUUAAAACACCUUAUCAAAUAUGCAAAUAUAAUGUGAUUUAUCUAAAA